Homarus americanus (American lobster) is the source of this 865-nucleotide messenger RNA. RefSeq lists its product as uncharacterized. The record is from RefSeq and is a predicted model, not a curated record. The transcript has 4 exons. NCBI's taxonomy places the organism in Eukaryota, Metazoa, Arthropoda, Malacostraca, Decapoda, Nephropidae. Bases 203 to 865 code for a protein of 220 amino acids.
CUAAUCACCAUCUUUUCUCUCUUCCUGUACAGUAAACAUCAAGAGCCUGAAGGUGAAGGUGCCUCGAGUGGCCUACAUAGGUGAAGACGCUGAAUUAGAGUGCACCUUCCCCUGGACCGACCCUCGAGACCUGUACUCUAUCAAAUGGUGGCGAGAUAAUGACCAGUUCUACCAGUACAUCCCCAAGAACAAGGACCCCAAGAUGAAGUUCAACGUCACCGGUAUUACUGUUGAUUCCCAGAACUCGACGGAGUUUAAGGUGAGCCUCAAGAACCUGAGCAUUAAGUCGUCUGGCACGUUUACCUGUGAGGUGAUCUCCGACGACAACUUCGAGACCUUCCGAGAGGCUUCCAACAUGACGGUCAUUGACCCGCCGGACCGCAACGCAGCCGGCAAAUUCGGUCCAGAGAUCGAGGUUGCCGGAUGGAGCGGAACCGGCCCUUUAGAGGUACGGGAUGGCGAACAAGUGGAGGCUGUGUGUCUGGCCAGGGGUUCGAAUCCCCCUGCUCCUCUCACCUGGUACAACAACAACACUGAGGUUCCUAGGGAGUUCGUGCGGCCGCAGACGUCACGCACGGAAGGGCACAACACGUACACGACGUCGCUGCGUCUGAUCCUGUCGGCGGGGCAGCUGUGGGACGACCAGGGGCGUCUUCUCCUCCGCUGCACCGCCGACAUCCCCGGACUCUUCCACGAGGCGGCACACCUUGAGCUGCUACCAACGCAGCCCUUAGGCGGGCCCAGCUCUCAGGUCUCUUCGCUGACGGUGGGUACAGCUCCUAGUGGAACAGGUGUGGAGGACCAGCAGGUGUGGAGGACCAGCAGGUGUGGAGGAGCGUCAGGUGUGGAUGAGCCUCAGGUGUGA